AUGGCCACCGUGCUGGGCGCCAGCCAUGUCACUCCGGAGGACUACGAUGUUCCGGAGCCGGAUCGGAGGCCGGGCGCGGCGCCCCCAGGGCCGAGACAGCCCUCCCCCUGGGUGGUGCAUGGCGCACUGAUUUUGGCGCAAGUGAUCUUCGGAUCAUCCUCUGUGGUUGGCAAGUUGGGCGUGGAGAAGUUCAAUCCCCUGCUAUUUGCCUUGAUCCGCGAAGGGGUGGCGGGACCCUUGCUGCUGGUGAUGGCCCUCGUCUCCGAUGGCUGCUUGAAACCUGCUGAUAACGACUGGAAUUUGAUCCUGUUGAUGGGCUUCUGCGUCUUCUCCAACCAAGCCUUCUCCAUUCUGGGCAUCAAGUUGGCAGGGCCAGUGAUCAGCAGCGCCUGGCAGUGCUCACAGCCAAUCUUCACCUUGGCGAUCAGCCUUGUUCUAGGCUGGGAAGCACCCACUUGCCGCAAGGUGCUGGGAAUUCUACUGUCCUUCGUCAGUGGGGCCUUUCUGGUGAUCUACGGCCACCAGAUCGGUGAUGCUGGGGCCAUGGGGAACAUCUUCUUGGCCUUCAACUGUCUGGGCACCUCGCUCUACGUGAUCUUCGCCAAGGUCGCCUUGAAGCGCUACCCUCCGAUGACCGUAACCGCCUGGGCUAUGAUGGCGGCGAGCUUGAUGAUGGCCUUGCUGGCAGGAAGCUUGGGCAACAACUGCGCAGUGAUUCAUUUUGUCUGCCCACCCUCGGGGGACCAUGAUUUCAGAUGCGGAAAUCUGGAGACCUCCUGUUUGCCGUGGCAUGUGCCCAGCACCGCACUGCCGUCCUUGAUCUACUUCGUCUUGGGCAACAGCAUUGGAGCAUACCUGCUGAUCACAUGGGCCAACAGCUACGCCAGGGCCGGCUUCGUGUUGGCCUACACGGCCCUGCAACCCUUCACCAGCACGGUGCUCAGUGUGAUUCUGAUCCUAGGAUGGCAGGUGAAGGGCUUGGAGAUGCCUGGCUGGAAUGCCUUGGGCUGCAUCGGCAUCUUGUUGGCCCUGGUUCUGCUGGUUUGGGAUGGAAAACGCCAGCAUGAGGUGGAUGAAGCCAGGAAGUUCUGCAGACUGGAAGCUGGGAAGCUAGCUGGCCAUUGGUCGUCCUACGCACAGGUGGCGCAAAGAAAGACCUGGGGCCACGCCGACUUCGGUGGCGAGGGUGCCCCGCAGCCGAAGCUCUCCAAGGUUCGCGAUCUCGAGGCGACGCAAAGGGCCUUCGCGGCGAUCUGCGAGGAUCACUCGGUGGUCUGUUGGGGAGUGGCCGGUUUUGGUGCAGACAGCAGCGGUGUUCAAGAGCAGCUCUGCGGUGUCCGGCGCCUGCAGUCAACGCAACGCGCCUUCGCCGCGCUGCGGGCAGAUGGCCGCGUGAUCGCCUGGGGCAGCGAAGCCUUCGGGGGCGACGCACGCGCGGUGCAGGACCAGCUUGUGCAGGUCAAGAGGAUCGAGUCUAAUGGCUGGGCAUUUGCCGCUCUCCGUGCCGAUGGCGCGGUGGUGACCUGGGGCCGCCGCGGCUAUGGCGGCGACAGCCGCGACAUCCAGCAGCUCCGUGAUGUCGUGGAUAUUUGUGGCUCCGACACCGCUUUUGCGGCCACCUGUGCGGACGGGCGAGUGGUCGCCUGGGGUGAGGCCAGGGACGGGGGCAACUGCCGGCCGGUGCAGCAUGAGCUCCGCCAGGUCUGGCAGCUAGCUGCAACCGGCUCAGCCUUUGCUGCGCUCCGUGCGGAUGGCCGUGUGGUGACGUGGGGGCACAAGCAGUUCGGUGGUGACAGCACGCACGUGCAGAAGCAGCUGCGUGAUGUCAAGAGGAUUUCGGCCACCAAAGGAGCCUUCGCCGCGCUGUGCGCCGACGGCCGCGUCGUGACGUGGGGCGACCAGGGAUGCGGCGGAGAUUCGACGGAGGUGCAGAGGGAGCUGAAGGAUGUGCAGCAGAUCUAUGCCACAACUGGAUCCUUCGGUGCCAUGCGAGAAGAUGGCAGUGUGGUGUCCUGGCCUCUUACCCGGCACUCUGCUGCCGACUCGCAGGAGUAG
Messenger RNA from Symbiodinium natans, 2055 nucleotides. The record is from the annotation of a GenBank genome assembly. NCBI's taxonomy places the organism in Eukaryota, Dinophyceae, Suessiales, Symbiodiniaceae.